GGAAAGCAAAACCAAACAAAACAAAGCUGUAACAACAACCACAACAAAAACAACAACAACAACAACAACAGCCAAGAAGUGUCUGUGUGCCAAGUGCGCUAGCUUUGAAUUGUUGUUGGUUGCGGCACUUUUUGGGAAAUUAAAUUAUGUUAAGUGCAUAAAUCGUUCGACGCAGCCGAAGCAUCAGCAUCAGACACAACAACAGGAGCCGCAGCAGAAGUGAAACGCUAAGGUGCAAUCACAAAUGAAAAGAGCUGAAGAACUAAAUAAGUUGCAAUGUGAAGAGCGCUUGUGGGACAAGUGAAAACUGAAAACUGCGCGGUAGCCCAAGUAAAGUAAGAACGUGAAGAGGAAAACUCGCUCAACGCUGUCAGAAAACUUGUCGAGGAGCCCAGGAAGCACCGAACCCAGAGACCAGAAGCAGCUGCUGUGACGAUUGACAAGACAAAAACAAAAGCCACGACGGCAAGAGUUUGACAAGUGGCACAAGUGGCAGCAGCGCCCAAAAGCACGCAGCUAGUUUUUCAACUCAACUCAGACUUUUUGUGUAUGCUUGCUGCCCCAAGCCCAAAACGUCCACCCACACCCAGCCACGCAGCCGUCGCCGCAGUCCAUGGCCGCGUAGCUUUUGUAUGCGGCUCGCAUGCCGUGGCAGCAACAGCGUAAAUCGCAAGUGCAACAACAAUAGCAGCAUUACAGGCGCUAUGUGCUGGCCAAAUACCGCAUCGGAACGUCAGCAGCAAACGAAAUAGAGCAUCGGCAAGGACAUAGCCAAACACUCGAGCAUUGGCCAAAAAGGAGCAGCUGGCAGUGCAGCACAUGUGUUUUUGUGAUGCGACAAGGACACUUCAAGUGCCGCCAACACACUUAAACGCAGCCCGAGCAGCAGCAUCCGCAUCAACAACAUCUCUGGCAUUAGUUUAAAACAGUCAACAGUCUUCAAUCGCAGCAUGCGCAAACACAAAACGCCGCCCGGCGGCCACCCAAUCAGUUCCAGUUUCGUGGCAAGGACAAUGCCAACAGUGCACAGCGAGACAAACGCAGCGGGCACGACACCAGCACAAGAAACAACAACAGCAGCUGUGGAAAUGGAGCAGCAGCGCAUGUUACUCGGCCAUGCGGCAGUUGACAGUGCCACGCCAGCAGCAGAAACAGCAACAACAGUUGCUGCAACAAGCCCAACUAGUCGCCUUGCAGCGCCAUCGGCCACCUGCCAGCAACGAUCUGCAGCGGCAGCAGCAGCAACAGCCAAAGCAGCGAGCAGCAAGGAACGGCCGCGAUAUACAGUUAAGCUUAUAUCCUUGUUGCACAUCGCCUGCUACGUGCUGUGCCUGUGCGCCUUCAGUUUCGCACUCUACGCGAAUGUGCGACAGACCCGACUCGAGCAGCGACUGCAGCGCCUGCAGCAGCUGGACGCGCGCAUCGUUGAGCUGGAGCUGCGUCUGGAGCAGCAACAGCUGUUGCACUGGCCCGCCGAGCAGGCCAAGAUCCUGGCCAGCCCCAUCGUCAGCAGCAGCAACAGCAACAGUAACAGCAACAGCGAGAACGGCACAUCCUCACACCUGGCGCUACAUGUGCGUCGCGAGUUACAUCGCCUGCGUCGCGAUGUUUCCCACCUGCAACUGACGCGACGUCAGCAGCGCCGGCAAGCGGCCGAAGCGGCUGCAGCUGCUGCAGCAGCCGGAUUUGGAGGCAGUCCAGCAGCCAAUGGCGAGUGCCAGUGCCAACCAGGUCCACCAGGUCCGCCCGGUCCGCCCGGCAAGCGAGGGAAGCGCGGCAAGAAGGGCGACCCCGGCGACAAGGGUGAACCGGGUCUCAACGGCAUUAGCGGCGAGAAGGGUGCUGCUGGUAACCCCGGCGACAAGGGCCAAAAGGGCGAUACCGGCCAUCCGGGCGUGGAUGUCUUCCAGACAGUCAAGGGCCUCAAGAGAUCGGUGACAACGCUGCAUGGCGGCACACUGGGCUAUGCGGAAAUUGUAGCUGUUAAGGACUUGCAAGAAGCGGGCGUUAACGUAUCCGCUUCAACGGUCAUACAGCUAAAGGGUGAACCUGGCGAGCCCGGCCCGCCUGGACCCCCAGGCGAACCUGGAAAUCCAGGCGUACCCGGCGAGCGUGGACCACCUGGCGAAACUGGACCGCAGGGAGUACAGGGCGAGGCCGGCCAGGCAGGACCGAUUGGACCGCCCGGCGUGCCGGGUGCACCUGGCACAAAGGGUGACAAGGGCGAUCGUGGUGAUCGUGGACUCACCACAACCAUCAAGGGUGACGAGUUCCCAACGGGCAUCAUCGAGGGUCCGCCGGGACCGCCUGGACCACCUGGUCCGCCCGGAGACCGCGGUGAACGCGGCGAGGUGGGACCCAUUGGACCGGCCGGACCGCCUGGCGAAAAAGGACCACGCGGCAAGCGGGGCAAGCGGCUAUUUGGACCUGGCGGCACCAAGCUGGAGGAGGAUUAUGACGACCCGCCAGUCACACUGUUGCGUGGCCCACCCGGACCACCAGGCCUUUCUGGCAAAGACGGUCGAGACGGACGCGAUGGCAGCAAGGGUGAGCCGGGCGAGCCCGGAGAGCCGGGCUCACUGGGUCCACGUGGCCUGGAUGGCCUGCCUGGUGAGCCGGGCAUUGAAGGGCCGCCUGGUCUGCCAGGCUAUCAAGGGCCGCCCGGUGAAAAGGGCGAUCGCGGCGAUAUUGGCCCACCUGGUCUAAUGGGACCUCCGGGUCUGCCAGGACCACCAGGCUAUCCCGGAGUCAAGGGUGACAAGGGCGACCGCGGCGAUUCGUACCGUAAGAUGCGACGCCGGCAGGACGACGGCAUGGCUGAUGCACCACACAUGCCUGCCAUUGAAUAUCUUUACGGACCACCCGGACCACCUGGUCCAAUGGGCCCACCUGGACACACUGGUGCACAAGGCGAUCGUGGCUUGGAUGGACGUAAGGGUGAUCCUGGCGAAAAGGGACACAAGGGCGAUCAGGGACCCAUGGGCUUGCCGGGUCCAAUGGGCAUGCGUGGCGAGUCGGGACCCUCUGGUCCGGCUGGCAAAGCUGGCAUUCCGGGUCCGCCUGGUUUGGAUGGCAUGAAGGGUGCACAGGGCGAAACGGGACACAAGGGCGAGCGCGGCGAUCCGGGUCUGCCGGGCACCGACGGCAUUCCCGGCCAGGAGGGUCCGCGCGGCGAGCAGGGCUCACGCGGCGAUGCUGGUCCGCCAGGUAAACGGGGACGCAAAGGAGAUCGCGGCGACAAGGGCGAACAGGGCGUGCCCGGACUGGACGCGCCCUGUCCGCUGGGCGUUGACGGGCUGCCGCUGCCGGGCUGCGGCUGGCGGCCUCCAAAGGAGCCCAUCAUUUCAACGCCCAUGCACAAGGAUUAUUUGCCGGAUGUAACACAGCCGGAGAGCAAUGCUAGCGAUUAUGAGCAGGAGGAUGACGAGGAGGACGAGCAGCAGGAGGAUAAUGAAAACGAAUAUGAUGAAUAUCAUGAACAUUUGCAUAACAAUGACUAAAACGGAUACAGCCAAGCCCAAAACGUCAAAGGGCAAACACAAGCUCAGACACUGAAGCGCAACCAAAGCAAAUAGGUUCCCAACACACACACACACAUACACAGAGACACACACACAUACUUUAACGCGCGCGCGUGCAUAAAUACACCACGCGUUCAUAAGCACCGACACACACACACACACACAGACAGACACACACACAAAGACACGCACAAGCUACUAGUUAAGCAUUUCCGAUUUCCGUAGCAAACUUGGCUCCGUUUCGCUCUCUGUUGACACAUGCAAUUAGCGCUAACCGAUGCAAAGUGGCUGCCACACCCAACGGCUAACUAUAGUAGAUUCUGUUAGCAUACGUACACAAAACCCCCCACCUCACAUCCCCUUUCCCACAAGCACACCUACAUUUGUACACUCGUAGCUACAUAUCGUACGUAUUACACGCUCUGGCUUGGCUUCGCUUGGUGUUGGAAUUUAGAGCUGAAAAUACAAAUCGCUUUGUUUUUGGUAACAACAUUGGCCAUUUUUUGGUAUACAAACUCUGUUUCGCCCCUCGCAGGAGAACUGGCAGACGUGGCUCAAGGACGAGCUGAACGCGCUGCAGCAUACGAAAACAAAAAACUAAUAUCCUCAGCUGCGAACGCGUUCGCCCAGCCGCAGCCCCAGCUCCAGCAGCAACGGUCGUGGAUGUGUUGGCUCUGCAAUAUCCAGACGAAUCUUAGCGCUUUGGUCUUAAUUUUAGUAAUUUGUUAUUGUUAAUAUAGAAAUCGAACAAAUCUAUGCAAUACCUACCAUAGAACACACAUACCAUCACUCUAAACACACACACACAUAGAUACAAAUGUAAACACAUAUGUGCCAAAAUCCUUGUGAACAGCAACAGUUGCUCAUGCACUGAGUCUAGCUACUCCAGCAUUUCACAAAUAUUACAUUUAUUUAUAGUCUUAACUUACCUGCAUACCUACAUGCAUACGUAUAUACAUAAAUACACAUAAAUAUUUAAAUGUAACGUAUCUACUACUACUACUACUACUACUUCUACUACACUAUAUUAAUGCUAUUUCUACUACUUUUUCUAUUAUUCUAAGCAGCGAAACAUUAAAUAAAUAGUAAU
Molecule: messenger RNA, 4611 nt
Organism: Drosophila virilis
Lineage: Eukaryota; Metazoa; Arthropoda; Insecta; Diptera; Drosophilidae
Product: collagen alpha chain CG42342
Source: RefSeq, a predicted model, not a curated record